Molecule: messenger RNA, 321 nt
Organism: Strongylus vulgaris
Lineage: Eukaryota; Metazoa; Nematoda; Chromadorea; Rhabditida; Strongylidae
Source: the annotation of a GenBank genome assembly
GACUUCGAUGAUUCAAGAUGUUCGUCUAGAAAUCGUAGUAUGUCAGAAUGUUAUUUUGCGGUUAGAGGUGCCGCUGUCAUUUUGCCUCACAGCGACAAUUCUCCGACAUGUUCUCAUGGGACUGCAAAUGGAGCUGAAAUUGAGAGCCACCUUCAACUGAUGCUAAGGCUUUUGCGACCUCAAGAUAAAAUGAGUAUGGCCGUUCGACUACAAACUCAGGUUUCUGAUCAUGUCAGAUAUCUUGCCGUUGUUUCAACUCACGAUGUGGAUAAACUAACCCUUUUGAUUGGUAUGGACUACUUCAAAGAAAAUAUGACGUAA